CAGCCGCCACCCCUUUCUUCUUCCCUUCAGCGAACCUGCAACCCAACAGUUUCCUAAGAGAAAAGGAAACAGAAGCAGAAAACGGAGAGAAGGGAGAGUGCGCCGGUCAGGGGGAGAGAGAGAGAGAGAGCUCACUGCCGCCGCGCUGUGCAGAGCCGCCGCUGUUCGCUCUCCAGUUCGCCGUGCUUUGUCGAUGCCACGGCGCCGCCGCCAUCAUGCCACGCCUCGCCGUCGAAGCUCGUCAUUUGCCAUUACUAAUCACGAAGAGAGUGACGGGAAGGCCUUGCGGGGAGGGUUCGCGAUGUGCCGUCGCCAAUGCUAGGGUCUGACGCCGCCGGUCACCGUCGCGAGCUUCCUUGCCGUUGCCACAGAAGCUGCCUUCGCCGGUGCCGUUGGAGGCGCGAAUGGAAGAGCGCCGUUGAGAGGGGAAAUGUGAGCUGCGAGCCACGGGCUGAGGAGAAGCUCCACCCUGGUUGCCGCUAAAGGAGUUCUGUGCGUCGCCGCCAAGGGUUGCCGCAGGUGGGGAGAAGAUGCCGCCACCUCACGUCGCUGCCACCAUCUGAGCUCGCUGCUGCUAAUAAUGGUAAGCGUAAACCGCCGCCGGCAGAGGGAUUCAGGCCGCCGCAGGUGUUGCUACCGGAGAAGAGAGCUGUAUCUCUGUGAUUCCGGCCGCCGGGAAAGGUUCUGUGACCUCUGGAAGCACCGCCGGAGCUCCGGACUCAGCUUUUGCCAAUCGAGACCCUGCUGCCGUCACCGGAAAAGUUGGCCGUCUUCAUCGCUGGAGUCCGGUCGCCGCUGCCGCUUGAGGUGGCUGCCGGAUUGUCGCCAAACCGGUUCGGUGAUCGCCGCUGUUCCGGUUCAGCCGUUCCUUCUUCGUUCGUAUUGCGAUGGAUAUUGCGAAAGUGGCUGGGAGCUGAGGUUUUGGUUGCCAUCGGUUCGGGCUGAGGUGGAAAGGAUUUUGUGACGCGUUUGGGUUAUGGGAUUGCGUUUUGAGGAUAUGGGCGCAGAAGUUACGAAGAGUUUAUUUAGUUAUUGUUGAAAUGCUCUGUAUUGCUUUAGAUUAUUAUUUACUGUACCCUCGCCUUUAUCUCGAUAUAUUCUGUAAGAGGGAUAGGAAUUGUAUUGGAUAAUGCUUGUAAUAUUAUAUAUAUAUAUAUAUAUAUAUAUAUAUAUAUAUAUAUAUAUGUAUGUAUGUAUAUGGAUGUACUCUUUAUGAGUUUCUGUAAGUUGUAUGGUAUGUAUGGAUACACGUUGUAUAGUAAAAGUAUUUUUGGGAGCGGUAUUGUGGUUUAAAGUUUUAAAUAGGCUCAUAUUUUAGUAUAAAAUAGUAUAAGUGUCGUCGUAAUGUCCGAGCUAUCAGAGUUGCGCAGCCGGAAGCGUGAACUUUGGUAGUUAGGGUAUUACAAAAUUAUUAAUAUAAAAAAUUAAAAGGGUUAAAAUAUAAUUU
Messenger RNA from Arachis stenosperma, 1447 nucleotides. RefSeq lists its product as uncharacterized. The transcript has 4 exons. The coding region runs from base 581 to 964 and encodes 127 amino acids. The record is from RefSeq and is a predicted model, not a curated record. Lineage: Eukaryota; Viridiplantae; Streptophyta; Magnoliopsida; Fabales; Fabaceae.